ACGAUGGUUAGUCCCGCCCACUCUGCUACCAACAGCCGUUUCAAGAUGGCGACAUUGACAAAGCUGAAGCAGCGAGAUUCGAACACAUUUUUAGCAGCUGUUUUGUCCGUUUUACAGCUUACACUUGUAACUUGCUCAUUAUCAGGCACUUAUGAACUUCCUGUGCUAAAAGAAUCAGAAAACAUCCAAAAUUUCACUAACAGCACCUCCCAAUCCAUAUCAAAUUAUUACAAGAACAUUUCAGAAACCCAAAACCUGAUGAAAUCAAACAAAGUGGUUAUUUCUCAGCUAACUACCAUCACUGCAACAGUGGAUGCAACAACAGCACCACCCAAACCAACUAGUGCAGCUGAGAUGAUUCCAGAAGACUCCAAGGCUAUUGAGAUGAACCACAAUGUGCCAAAGUCAGUUAACCAUCCUGAACACGAGUCACCUAUUAUCACUGACUUGGCUGGAGAAGAUCCAAGUCUUGCUCUCAAUUUUGAAUCCACCACUUCUCCUUUUGAGAUGGACACAAAUGAUAAUCUGGGCUAUGAGGAUGAAGAAGAUGAUGAUGGUGAUGACUAUGGAAGACAUACAGAGAAUAAUCAACAGGGCAAAAGUGAAACUUUCAGCCAAGACUUUCAGGACGAUGCCAAUUAUAUCAAGGAUAUUGCUGAAGACCUGCAGGAGAGGCCUGGUAAAAUUGAUAUUCACGUGAAGGACACCACCAUCUAUGCCACUCAAGAUGAAGACUCGCAUUUCUUCUUCCACCUGGUGAUCAUUGCUUUGCUGGUGGCCAUAGUGUACAUCACCUACCACAAUAAAAAGAAGAUCAUGCUCCUGGCUCAGAGUCGGCGCUGGAGGGAAGGCCUUUGCACCCGCAGUAUAGAAUAUCAUCGGCUUGACCAGAAUGUUGAUGAGGCAAUGCCUUCAUUGAAGAUGACCAACAAAUAUGUCUUUUAAACACCCCUAUACCGUAAUGUUAGAGAUGAUCAUUGUAAUCUUUUAUGUUAAACCACGGUUUAUUAAUUAUGAAUGCAAACUGCUGAUUUUUAUUUAAUGCACAAUAUUCUUUGUGUAUUUAAAGUUGAUCAAGAAACCUUA
Messenger RNA from Tachysurus vachellii, 1086 nucleotides. It is a transcript of the gene c17h5orf15, whose product is annotated as chromosome 17 C5orf15 homolog. The record is from RefSeq and is a predicted model, not a curated record. The transcript has 3 exons. Lineage: Eukaryota; Metazoa; Chordata; Actinopteri; Siluriformes; Bagridae. The coding region runs from base 4 to 945 and encodes 313 amino acids.